Oncorhynchus nerka (sockeye salmon) is the source of this 8509-nucleotide messenger RNA. Its product is annotated as slit homolog 1 protein-like. Gene Ontology annotation, molecular function: heparin binding; calcium ion binding; Roundabout binding. The record is from RefSeq and is a predicted model, not a curated record. Lineage: Eukaryota; Metazoa; Chordata; Actinopteri; Salmoniformes; Salmonidae. Gene Ontology annotation, biological process: axon guidance. Bases 399 to 5051 code for a protein of 1550 amino acids. The transcript is spliced from 37 exons.
GGCUUUUCUUCAUUCUACUCUAUCCCCAUUCCCCCUAGUCAGACAAGCAGAGCAGAGCGGGACAGAGAGAGAGAGAAGAGUCGUGAGCGAACGAGUGCAGAACAGAACAACUCCACAAAGAGAAGAGAGAGGUGGAUAGUUCCCUUUGCGAGAAAAAGAAAAGAAAAUCAAGCCUUUCAGAAUACAUUACCAACUGAGGACAUUACUUAUUUCUAGCCCUGUUUUAUGUUGUAACAGUGAGAUUUCUUUCUCAUUCUACGAGAGCCUACACACUGAUUGUAAAAAACUUGUAUUGUGUAGUAGGAAUUGGGGAUUUUGCAGAGAGAAGGAGAAAGAAAGAGAAAAGGCUUUUUUUGGAGCCAGGUUUUGAGAAGCAGGAGGCUGCAGUCGUGGAGAUCAUGCCCGGUAGAGGAGCUUGUUCUGGGGCAGGCGUGGGGAGGUUGCCUGGGUACUGGGUCUGUGUGCUGGUUCUCUGUGCCCUGGUGACAGGCUACGUCAGCGCGUGCCCUGCCCUGUGUACCUGCAGUGGCACCACGGUGGACUGCCAUGGGCUGGGCAUCAAAACCAUGCCCCGGAAUAUACCCCGCAACACCGAGAGACUGGAGCUGAAUGGGAAUAACCUCACACGCAUCACCAAGAGUGACUUUUCUGGACUCAAGUACCUCCGUGUGCUACAGUUGAUGGAGAAUCAGAUUGGAGCGAUAGAGCGUGGAGCGUUUGAUGACAUGAAGGAGCUGGAGAGACUGCGCCUGAAUAGGAACCAACUGCAGCAGCUUCCUGAACUUCUGUUUCAGAAGAACCCUGCACUUUCACGUCUAGAUCUGAGUGAGAACAACAUCCAGUCCAUCCCCAGGAAGGCUUUCAGAGGAGCUACAGACAUCAAGAACCUUCAGUUGGAUAAGAACCACAUUGGCUGCAUCGAGGACGGAGCCUUCAGAGCACUGAGGGGCCUGGAAGUACUGACUCUGAACAACAACAACAUCAGCAGCAUCCCAGUCUCCAGCUUCAACCACAUGCCAAAACUACGUACCUUCCGUCUCCACUCCAACAAUCUGCACUGUGACUGUCACCUCUCCUGGUUGGCCCAGUGGUUAAGACAAAGGCCUACAAUUGGUCUGUUCACUCAGUGUACAGCUCCAGCCCCGCUUAGAGGACUCAACGUGGCCGAGAUACAGAAACAUGAGUUUACCUGCUCAGGUCACUCAGAGAGCUCCGGCUUGCAGCCCUGCAGCCUAGGAGGAGGUUCGUGCCCUGCCAUGUGUACCUGUAGUAACAAUAUUGUGGACUGCAGAGGAAAAGGCCUCACAGCUAUACCUGCCAACCUUCCUGACACCAUGGCUGAGAUUCGUCUGGAGCAGAAUGGGAUCAAGUCAGUUCCUCCUGGAACCUUCUCUCCCUACAAGAAGCUGCGCAGGAUAGAUCUCAGUAAUAACCAAAUAUCAGAAAUAGCUCCUGAUGCCUUCCAGGGCCUGAGAUCCCUCAACUCACUAGUCCUAUAUGGGAAUAAGAUCACGGAGCUGCCCAAAGGAGUGUUCGACGGACUAUAUGCCCUGCAACUACUGUUGUUGAAUGCCAAUAAGAUCCACUGUGUUCGGGCCAAUGCAUUCACAGACCUGCAGAAUCUCUCUCUACUGUCUCUGUAUGACAACAAGAUACAGACUGUGGCCAAGGGCACCUUCGCAUCCCUCAGAGCUAUACAGACGCUUCACCUGGCCCAGAACCCGUUUAUCUGUGACUGUAACCUGAAGUGGCUGGCAGACUACCUUCGCUCCAACCCAAUAGAGACCAGCGGUGCACGCUGUGCCAGCCCCAGACGACUGGCCAACAAACGCAUCGGGCAGAUCAAGAGCAAGAAGUUCCGCUGCUCUGCCAAGGAACAAUACUUCAUCCCUGGCACCGAGGACGUCCGUUUGAAUAAUGAGUGUAACAGUGAUCCAGUCUGUCCUCCUAAAUGCCGCUGUGAGUCCAACGUGGUGGACUGCUCCAACCUACGCCUCAAUAAGAUACCAGAACACAUCCCUUCCUCUACCACUGAACUUCGUCUGAACAACAAUGAUAUCAGCACACUGGAGGCUGUAGGAGUCUUCAAGACCCUCUCUCAGCUCAAAAAGAUUAACCUUAGCAACAAUAAGAUCACAGAGAUCGAAGAUGGGGUGUUCGAGGGGGCGGGGUCAGUCAAUGAGCUCCACCUCACCGCCAAUCAGCUGGACUCUGUCCGCAGUGGAAUGUUCAAGGGACUGGAGGGACUACGCAUGCUAAUGUUGAGGAACAACAAGAUCAGCUGUAUCCAUAACAACAGCUUCACUGGCUUGUACAACGUUCGCCUGCUGUCUCUCUAUGACAACCAGCUAACUACCAUCACCCCUGGAGCCUUCGACACCCUGCAAACACUGUCUACACUUAACCUCCUUGCUAACUCCUUCAACUGUGACUGUCGUCUGGCCUGGCUUGGUGAUUGGCUGAGAAGCAGGAAGAUCGUCACGGGCAACCCUCGAUGCCAGCGCCCCGCCUUCCUCAAGGAGAUCCCACUACAGGACGUGGCAGUGCCUGACUUCCGCUGUGAAGAGGGUGUGGAGGAGACAAGCUGUGUGCCCAGGCCUCAGUGUCCCAGUGAGUGUACUUGUUUGGAGACCGUGGUACGCUGCAGUAACAAACACCUCCGUACAUUGCCCAAAGGCAUCCCCAGAAACGUCACCGAGCUGUAUCUAGACGGGAACCAGUUCAGUGUGGUGCCAAAGGAACUGUCUACCUUCAAAUACCUCCAGUUAGUAGACCUGAGUAACAACAAGAUCAACUCUCUAACCAACUCUUCAUUCUCCAACAUGAGUCAGCUCACCACACUGAUCCUGAGUUACAACUCUCUGCGCUGCAUCCCCAGUCUGGCCUUUGGUGGACUACGUUCCCUUCGACUACUGUCUCUCCAUGGCAACGAGAUCUCCGAGCUUCCUGACGGCAUCUUCAGUGACGUGGCCUCUCUGUCUCACCUGGCAAUUGGUGCUAACCCUCUGUACUGUGACUGCCGUCUACGCUGGCUGUCUGAUUGGGUGAAGACGGGAUACAAGGAGCCUGGCAUCGCCCGCUGUGCCGGACCGACGGGCAUGGAGGGCAAGCUGCUGCUCACCACCCCUGCCAAGAAGUUUGAGUGCCACGGUGAGGUGGACAGUGGCGUCCUGGCCAAGUGUAGCCCGUGUCUGUCCAGUCCGUGUGUCAACCAGGGAAUCUGUCACAGUGAUCUGGUGGAGAUUUACAGGUGCAGCUGUCCUCCUGGAUUCAAGGGUAGGAACUGUGAGACUGCUCUGAACGUCUGUGUCAGUAACCCCUGUGCCAAUGGGGGCACCUGCCAACUAAACGAGGAGGAGGAGGCAUACAGCUGUGCCUGUCCCCUUGGAUUUGAAGGUCCUACCUGCCAGACCAACAUGGAUGACUGUGAAGAUAACGACUGUGAAAACGGAGCUAACUGUAUAGAUGGUGUCAACAACUAUACCUGCCUCUGUCCUCCUUACUACACCGGGGAGAUGUGUGAGGAGAUGGAGGAUGUGUGUGCUCCAGGUGUCAGUCCGUGUCAACACCAGUCUACCUGUCUCAUCAGCUCUACUGGACCUCAGUGUGUGUGUUCUCCGGGCUACGUUGGUGAUGACUGCAGUGUGGACUAUGAUGACUGUGAGGAGAAUCGCUGUCAGAACGGAGCUCAGUGUGUCGACCAACUCAACGCAUACUCCUGCUCCUGCCCCGAUGGCUACAGUGGUCAGUUGUGUGAGGUGCCCUCCUCACCGCGGUCUCUAUGUGACCUGGCAGACUGCCAGAACGAUGCCCCGUGUGUGGAGCGGGCAGGCCGGGCACUGUGCCAGUGUCUCCCUGGGUUCGGAGGUCCUCGCUGUGAGAAGCUGGUCAGUGUGAACUUCGUAGACAGAGACUCCUACCUGCUGCUCUCUGACCUCAAGAACUGGCCCCAGGCUAACAUCACACUGCAGGUAUCUAACAUCUCACUACAGGUGUCGACAGCGGAGGACAACGGUAUCCUGCUGUAUAAUGGGGACAAUGACCACAUCGCCGUAGAGCUGUUCCAGGGUCACGUUAAGGUCAGCUACGACCCUGGCAGCCUGCCUGGACAUGCUAUCUACAGUACUGAGACGAUCAAUGACGGUCAGUUCCACACGGUGGAGCUGGUGACCAUUGACCAGAUGGUGAACCUGUCCAUCGACGGGGGUCUCCCCACCACCAUGGACAGCCUGAGGGGGGUCCGGCCCCUCAACGGGGAGGCUCCGCUAUACGUGGGGGGUAUGCCCGUGGACGUCCACUCGGCAGCCUUCCGGCUCUGGCAGAUCCAGAAUGGCUCCAGUUUCCACGGCUGCAUCCAGAAUCUGUAUAUCAACAAUGAGCUGCAGGACUUCACUAAGACCCAGAUGAAGCCGGGCGUGGUGCCAGGCUGUGAACCUUGUAGGAAGAUCUACUGCCUACAUGGUAUCUGCCAGCCGGACGGGGCACAGGGACCAGUCUGCCACUGCCAGCCGGGCUGGAACGGACCACACUGUGACCAGCCGGCCACCAACCCAUGCCAGGGCAGCAAGUGUGUGCAUGGCAAGUGUAUUCCCCUGGACCUGCAGUCCUACCGCUGUGAGUGUGUGGAGGGUUACCGUGGUGCCCUGUGUAACCAGCAGGGGGAGCUGUUUAACCCCUGCCGCAGCCACAACUGUAAACACGGGCGCUGCCAGAUCUCUGAUACAGGAGAGGCCUACUGCCACUGUGAGGCCGGAUACACCGGAGAGCUCUGUGAUGCAGACCAAGAGGUAAUCCAGCCUAAACCAACUACAGAGUCAGAGUGUCGGGGGGAGCCCGUGAGGGACUUCUACCAGGUGCAGCGUGGGUACACCAUCUGUCAGACCACACGCAUGGUCUCCUGGGUAGAGUGCUCCGGCGCCUGCGACACAGGUGCCUGCUGUGCCAGCCAGCGAAUGAAACGCCGGAAAUACACCUUUGAGUGCAGCGAUGGAACUUCGUUCAGCGAGGAAGUGGAGAAGACCAUCAAGUGUGGCUGCGUGGGCUGCAUGUAGCACGCUUCACACAAACCUGCUACCGCCACCGCCAAGUGCACCAGAGCGAGAAAGCGAGAGAGAGAGAGAGAGAGAGAGAGGGAGAGAGAUAGAGAGAGAGAGAGAGAGAGAGAGAGAGAGAGAGAGAAAGAAAGAAAGAAAGAAAGAAAGAAAGAAAGAAAGAGAGAGAGAGAGAGAGAGAGAGAGGGAGAGAGGGAGAGAGAGAGAGAGGAGGAAGAAGUAAGAGAACCAGAGAGUAUAAAGAAAUAUAUAUAAAAACCUCUAUCUAUAUAUUAUGGACAACAAUGUUUGUAAAAUAGGACAUUUCCUCCCCUUCCAUGGCUGUGUGACGUACAGAAACACAGAGAAAACAAACAUCAACAACAACAACAUGGAGAAGUGUGAACAACAACAACCAAACCAUUGUAUCUGCAACAUUGUUUUGAAGGGUUCUAGAGAUGCAAAGGUGUUGCAUUCAGAGCCAGACAUCAACCAACCCCUCAUACACACCUGGUCUAAACCUUUGGCCCCUUGGCUCAUCCAUCCAUUAGGCCUCAGAUAGUCUAAGCACCCUCUGCUUUCUUUGCUUCCUGAAGGCUGUAUGUGUAAUAUGACGUCCGGUCUGGUCGGGGUGGCAGGACAGAAGAGGUACAGAGAUGUAAAAAAAAAAAAAAAGAGGACAGAGGGAGGAUAGUAGAGUUGGGUUGUAGUUAAGUUUGGUUAGGCAGGGCUGGAACUGGACUGUAGCUGGUGUGGGCUGAUAUAAGCUUGCCUGGACUGUAACUGAGUUGAGCCGGGUUAGGUCGGGUUUAGAUGGGCCAGAUUGUAGUUGAGCUGUGCUGAGCAGAGCUGGGGUUAGGUCGGGCUAUAUCUGGGCCGAUUUCUUAUUGGACUCUAUCCUGGAGUUUUUAGAACAAGAGAUGUCCAUUCUUUUCAUUACUGAUAAGACCACUGCACUGAAUACCAGCACUGAGAAUCACAGUCAUUUGCCCUUCACAGCACAUACACACAACAUGCACGCAUGCACCACACUAGAGGACGUUCUUGUCUGAGCAGAAGGGUCGUUCCAUUAGAAGCAGUCAGAAGGGGCUGUCUGAUACACAUUGUGAGGCAGGUAGACCUUCCAUUCCCCUACAGUAGGCUAUAAGCUAUACCCCCACCUGGAGCAGGCAGUACCCGGUGGAGACCAAUCCCCCAGCAUGCAUUGCCUCAGGAUGAUUUGCAUAAGCCCUCCCCCUUUGAGCAGGAGGAUGAUUAGGCCCCUCCCCUCAAUGCCUGCAGUAUUAAAUGUGUGCAAACUUGCAUGUGAGAAGUUUGCAAAUUGAUAUGUAGAGCUUUUUAUUAUGUUUAUUAUUACGGAACAAAAAGGUUCAGAAUAUUUGUUUUGUUACGUCUAAUUUCAAUUAUUUGUUUUGCAUUGUUUUGUUUUUAUUUGUUAUUAUAUUUUGUUUUCUGAUGUAACCUAACACCUUUAGCCCUCUCUUUAUACAGAAAUGCCUAACAGAUUCUAAUAUAUAUAUUUGUAUUUCAUUUUGGUAUAGUAUUUUUAUAUGUUAAAGAGUAAAUCUUUGUUUUCUGGAAGCUUCUAUUGGAACAGGCAGGAUGGCAUUUGAUUGGUUCCCUAGCUGUUUUUAUUUGGUUAUUUCACUUGCUCAAACAAGGUAGUUUGUAAUUGUCCAAAACAAGGUAGUGAAUGGUUGGCCUUGUUGUGUAGGCAGCAGUAUUGAUGUAGAAACAUGUUUAAUAUUGUAUAUGUUGUCUUCCAUGUGAAUAUGACAUCUAAUUCAUUUGAAAGUCUGUGUGCUGUUUGUUUUAUUUUUUAUUUAUUUUAUCUUAAAGCUUUUUCCUGUAGAGUAUAAAAGGCAUAAUAAUUGUUGCUGAUUUUCAAAAAAUAAAAAUAAAUAAAAAAGUUAAAAUAAAAACUAGUGUAACAAAAAAAAGCUGUAAGGUAUUUGUGACAUCACUUAAUAGCCAGUUAUGACAGUAUUUUCUCCCCUCUGGCUCAGACACAUUCCUCAUUGGCUGUUGGGCCCGAGUGGGUGGAGUUAAAAUGCAAAUGAGUGAGAUGCCCCUCCCACUCUGAAAUACAUUUUUCCUGUAUUUACUAUACCAUACUCUGAAAUAUUGUGAAAGGGUUCUGAUUGUCUUGUGUUGAUUUUGUUUAAGUAUUAGGCUGAAUUCCUGUCAUUUUAAAUUGGGGACAUUUUCCGUGGUAGAAGAUUUAAGUGAAAGUCACAGUCGACUGAAAUCAAGCUGCCGUAGGAAGCUUACUUAUUGUGGAUGUUCACAAAGAUGGUGUCUACAUUUUGCCUGCAUUAAAUUGGUGCUGCCAUCUUAUCAUUGUACUGUGGUGGGAGGUGAGGCCAUGGGCUGAAUGACAGCAAGCUGUAGACCUGCCAUCUUUCUGUAUGUUUGCCAUUGGAUCCACUUACCGCAAUCCUAUUUUAACAUGCACAGAUAAUGCCUGGAUUCAAUCUGUAUCGCUGAACUUCAGCGUUAUAAGGUGAUUGAAAUUUAAAGGCAAUGUUCCCGCGUUAGCAGAGACUGCAUUCGCGGUAAAUUAAUUUAGCCCUAGAUGUCCCCAUUCUGACUGGCUAUAGAACACAAAUCAGAGAUGAAAAGGUGCCAAUCGCAGAGUAGAACAGUCCAACCUGAAUGUAUAAAUGUGUAUAAACAUGAAUUGAGCUUACUCCUGAAGCCGUAUGGUUCAGCUGUUAUCCUCUUUGUUUUCUAAGUGGGACACCUACAGGACGGGUUUCCUGCAGAGUAGGAUGAAGUUGCCCCUAGACACAGUUCUGUGGUCAGUUUGGUGGUUUUCCCCACUAAUGAUUAAGGUAAAGCUUUGGGGACGGAAAGCUGAUCCUAGAUCUAUGCUUAAGAACAACUUGUACCCAGAGCGUCCUGUUGCAGUGGACUCCUUGUUUGCCCCGAUGUUAACCUUGUCUUAUAUAAAUCCCUGAGGUUAUCCUAUGGUGUCCACAUAUGUAUGAUAUUGAUGAACUGUCAUCUCAUCCUUUAGCUUAACGUUUAGCUCUAUGCCUCGCAGAUUUCAACAUGAGUUUAUCACAGCUCUCACAAAAAGGACUUUCAUACUUGCAAACAUGGAUAUUGAUCAUUGCAAUUCAGCCGGAUUCCAUUCAUUCUAGGGUGAAACCUGUAAAGACUCAUCCACCAUCCUCGAGAGAACUGUACUCCGUAUCAUGUCAUUGUGAAAGACGCAGUGUCUCUGUUGUAUUGAACUGGUAAAAAAAAAGAACAAAAAGUCUAAUAAUUCUCUGGUCUGUUUCCUACAGAUGUGCUACUUCUGUUGCUUUGGUUGUGUUCCGUCGCAGGUGUGAUGGUGGGAUUGAACUGAAGUCCCAGUGAUGCUGAAUGUAUGUAGUAUCUAUCGAUCUAUCUUUAUCUAUCGCCACCGACAAAAUGUUUACUGAAACCUCCUCCACUUUUCAUUCAUUAAACUUUAAUGUGUGUGCUUUUAA